UUAUGUGCAUCCAAUAAGUAAAUAGCAAAUUGUAGUCAAGUUAAUCAUUUGAAUCUAUCGCCUGCGUAACAACUGCGCUUAAACGAAAGAACUGAAGAUUAAUUCAUUGUAGAAUCUUCUCGAUCAAAGCAAAAACGUUUGUAGAGACCCUAAACAUCUGAUAGCAAUUAUGGACGUCGCUUCCCCUUACAACUAUCAAGCUGUUAAAAAAAUCAUAUGGUAUCCCUCGCUUUUGACGGCACCGAUAGCCUAAUCUACGAACGUCUGUCAUUGUUAUCGUCGCUUGAUGCAAUCUUUCUAAAAACGUAGAUCAACUUCGUGUCAAUCGGAUUUUCUUCUGUUUACCCUCAAACUGUCCCACAGUCAAAAAGUCUUAAAGGCAUUUUCUGUUGAUUGUUUUGGAAACGCAAAAGUGCGAAGUGAAAAUUCGUGAUUAUGCAUCAUCCAUUCCUGUUUUCAGUGUUCUACAUCUUUUUGGUACUUUCACCUGUUGACAGAUCGUUAAUUGUUCAAGCCAGUUGUUGGCAUAAGUCAUGCGAUCGGACAGUCGGAAGAACAGUGACCGAAUCGAAUGAUAUUUCGAAUCUUGACAAUGAUUUCGAAAAUGGUGUAGUUGACCUGUGGAUUGAACAAUCAGAAGCCAGUGCUAAAUGGAAAAUUGAGAACAUAACAUCACCUUGGCAAAUGAAUAAUGCAGCACCUACACCAUUGAAUGGCACAAAUUAUCUUCGUGUCGAUCGUGGAACGUCCUUAUCAUUCAACAUAGCUAUUCUACGCAGCCCACCUUUUAAAAUUCCACCCGGCAAUGAUGACGUGAUCUUCUCCUUCUCUUUUUGGAUCCGUUCCAAAUGGCCACAAUUCACAAAUCUUGAGUUGUAUUUAGCGACAGAGGAAAACGAAAGCCUUCUUCUAAGUUUGCACAAUUAUUCCGAUAUCAACAAUUUAGCAUGGCAAUCUCAAUCGGUUUUGCUAACAGAUUCAUCGUCCACUUUGACGUUGGUCUUUUACGCUUAUUGCGGAUUAGACAUGGAAGAUGCUGUUGCCAUUGAUGAUCUACGAUUUAUCUCGCAAUCUACCACGUCGACUUCAUUACCAUCAUCGACCGAAUCGAUUCGGUCAUCGUCAACCGAAUGGACUCCAUCAUCAUCGUCGACAACAUCGACUCCAUCAUCAUCGUCCACGGAUGUAACUGACUUUGUAACUACAGAAACCAGCAAGGAAACCAAUGUCGUAACAGAUAUAUCCAGCACAAGUACCUCGCUUGAAACAACUAUGGAGCAGGAGGCUCAAACGACAACGACCACUAGCCCUAGCACCUCAGGUUGCCCAAGCUCUUUCGAAAGCAAUACUGGAAUGACUUGUUGGACAUUGGACGGAAAAUGCUAUUGCUUCUCACUGACUACCGCUGGUUUGAGUUGGAUGAAUGCAGAUGCUUUUUGUAAAAGCGGAAACAUGACGCUAAUCAGCCUUGAAACUGAAGAAGAAGACAAACUGAUUUACAAUCACGUUAAAACCAUACCAGAAAUGUCCAAUACCAAUUACUGGAGUUCAGGAAAAUAUUCGAUGGAUGAAGAUAGGUUUUGGGAAUGGGAAUCUACAGAACCCUUCCAGCCCUUCAUGUACACUAAUUGGAGUCCUGGUGAACCUAGUGAAAAUGAAUUUGGAUACUGUGUUUAUCUUGAUUUCAAAAAUGAUUGUAACACUGGUUACUGGAACGAUUUGUUAUGCACCAACCGAAGAUUCAUCUGUGAAUCAAUCAGCUAAGGUCGUAUCCCAUCUGUAUUUGAUCUGUAACUAAUUUAAUUUGUCCAAGAACACUCACUUCAUUGUCCAAAGCUUAAUGUGUUUCCAAAUUGGUUUGUGUACUGGAAUCCUGCUACUCCUGU
Daphnia carinata is the source of this 1886-nucleotide messenger RNA. RefSeq lists its product as uncharacterized. Gene Ontology annotation, cellular component: membrane. The record is from RefSeq and is a predicted model, not a curated record. NCBI's taxonomy places the organism in Eukaryota, Metazoa, Arthropoda, Branchiopoda, Diplostraca, Daphniidae.